Messenger RNA from Spea bombifrons (plains spadefoot toad), 1815 nucleotides. It is a transcript of the gene EDAR, whose product is annotated as ectodysplasin A receptor. Gene Ontology annotation, biological process: positive regulation of canonical NF-kappaB signal transduction; positive regulation of JNK cascade. Lineage: Eukaryota; Metazoa; Chordata; Amphibia; Anura; Pelobatidae. The coding region runs from base 281 to 1639 and encodes 452 amino acids. Gene Ontology annotation, cellular component: plasma membrane. Gene Ontology annotation, molecular function: signaling receptor activity. The record is from RefSeq and is a predicted model, not a curated record. The transcript has 12 exons.
ACUUUUUGAAUAGCAUGUGCUGCAGCGAAAGAGCAGCCCACAGUAAGUUGCUGACUGAGUACCUGGAUAAGACAAGGGGGGCUUACAGGACUUUCCUACCUGUCACUGGCUCACAGAUGUCAAGGACCCCUCUUAGCCUUGUGUUGAGCCAGGCUACUGGCAGUACACAACACCUAUGAGAACUCUGCCUACUAACUGGAGUUGGAUAUCUCUGGACUGACUUACAGAACUCAACUGCAGAGCGCAUUUUUCAAGACAAGGUCGAAAAUACCAGAGGAGCAUGAGUAAGCAAGGUGACAGAAAAUGGAGCCGUAUAUUUAGCUUUCUAGUGGUAUCUCUUGUAUAUUCAGCUCAGGCUGAUUAUGCUAACUGUGGGGAAAAUGAAUAUUACAAUCAGACAACUGGCGAGUGUCACAGCUGCCCAGAGUGUGAGCCUGGUGAGGAGCCAUCGAUGACCUGUGGAUAUGGCACCAAAGAUGAAGACUAUGGCUGUGUUGCUUGCCCGACUGGCAAAUAUUCCAAGGGAGGCUACCAAAUAUGCAGAAGGCAUAAGGAUUGUGAAGGAUUUUACCGUGCCACCGUCCUAACUCCUGGGGACAGUAAGAAUGAUGCAGAGUGCGGUGCCUGUCUUCCUGGAUUCUACAUGUUGGAGAACCGUCCUAACAACAUAUACGGGAUGGUGUGCCACUCCUGCUCACUAGCACCGCCAAACGUCAAGGAAUGUGUGGGCUCUGCAUCCCUUCUGUCUGGAGGAUCAACAAGUACCCAAGGGUCCAGUACUAGCUCCCCUUUCCAGCGAAUACAUAAAGUAGAUGUACCUGGACAAGGACACUUGGCCACCGCUCUGAUAAUUGCUAUGUCUACAAUAUUCAUCAUGGCCAUUGCUAUUGUCUUGAUCAUCAUGUUCUACAUUAUCAAGACCAAACCUUCCGUUCAAGCUUGCUGCACUAGUCAUGUAAAGAAUGUAGAGGCCCAAGUCCACCAACAGGAAGAAAAGAAAGAAGUACCAACUGAAAGUGUUGUCAUCUUCUCUGAAAAAGAAUUUGAGAAGCUGUCUGAAACGCCGACUAAAACAGGGAAAAAUGAAAAUGAUGCGUCUUCAGAAAAUGAGCGUCUACUAAGCCGUAGCAUGGACAGUGAUGAGGAGGCAGCGAUUGACAAGCAAGGAAGUGCUGAACUCUGCCUCUUAUCGCUAGUAAAUUUGGCCAGGGACAAGUCAACCACAAACAAUAAACUAACAGGGAUUCACAGUCGAAGAAAAAAGAUACUUGAUCUGUAUGCUAAUGUAUGCAAUGUUGCUGAAGGUCUUAGUCCAACUGAACUGCCCUUUGAUUGCCUGGAAAAGACAAGCAGAAUGCUAAGUUCUACCUAUAAUACAGAAAAGGCCAUUGUAAAAACAUGGCGCCACCUGGCAGAGAGUUUUGGACUGAAGAGAGACGAAAUUGGAGGCAUGACUGAUGGACUCCAGCUCUUUGAUCGGAUUAGUACUGCUGGGUACAGCAUUCCAGACCUGCUCACCAGACUGGUACAGAUUGAGAGACUCGAUGCGGUGGAAUCCUUAUGUGCAGACAUUGUGGAAUGGGCACAGUCCACCCCAACACCAGUUCUCAAUUCCACAACCAAAUGUGAAAGCUUGUGAACUAACAGGGUUAUAAAAGACAUUUCAUGUGAUGUUGGGUUUUUACUAAAGGAUAUGCUGUUAUGAAAACUGAGCUGCAUGGGCAGUCAAGCUAUGAAAACUAAGCCUCAAGAUGUAGCAUCAAGAAGGAGCAUGUCUGACAUGUCUGAUAUUAGAGACGGAAAAGGAAAAUGGAA